AUGUCUAGUAAGGUCAAAGUCGUUGGUUGUCUAAGUACGACUCUGAGAUCCACGCCACAUCUUCGACCUGCUCUCCCUCUUAUCGGUCCAGCAAGACAUUCGAGUGAUACCCGGCGCAUCUUGGUGCAUGAUCCUAACUUACCUGGAUGUUCAAAAUGGUUCUCAUCGACGUCUUCUCAACUUAACAUCCCUCAACGUACAUUCUUCACUUCAAACCAUGACUCAUCACCUUCUCAGCAAGCCACAAGAAGACUGCCUCCCAUACAUCAAAAUGAAGAGGACGUGCAUAUACACAGAACGACAUCAACACCCCAUUUACCUCUCCCACCUCGAUUACCUUAUUCACCUAAUUCAUACCCUUUCAAAAGACAUAUGGAGAUCCUAGCCCUCUCACUAUACUCAUCUACGGCCGACGAAUCAUGGACGAUAUAUACAUCCUUACAUCCUUCGUUGAGACAGUACAUCCCAGACGAAACGUUCAAGUCUCUCAUAGGCCAUCAGGUAGAUCACCCUGAACAGCAAAAAGCCUGGAGUAGGGUUAGAACUCUAUUAAGAUUGGCGAAGAAAUGUAGGAUGUCCUUGAGUGAGAUUGAUCAGAAGGAUUUGAUAAGGAUCAUCAGAUUAGGUCUGAGAAGGUAUAGAACAGAAUACGAUAGGAGUAAAGAAGGUGAAACUGAAGAGGAUGACAUUUACAAAUUGGUUAAGAGAUUAUGGACAACGUUAGAGAGCAAAAUACCGUUAGAUAAAUUCCCACAUGAAUUGAAGAGAGGGUGGUUGGGAUUACACUGGAGAAGGGUACAAAGGUUAGGAAAGAAAGGUAGAGUUACCAAAGAGGAGAUCAGCGAUCAGAUCAUAGAGAUAGAGGAAAUGGUCAUAGAUAUGGUUAAGAAAGGAGCUAUAAAUACUUCUUUAGGGCACUACAUCGGGGAGAUCUUGAUAUCUUCGGGCGGUAAUACCUUGGAUGGUCUCGAACGCUCUUUCAAGAAUCUAACGUUGUGUAUCGCCCAAGGGGUCAAUAUAAAACACGCUCAUCUUCACAAGAUAGUGAGAAAGUUGGACGUGGUAUGGUCAAAAGAAGGAAACGCCCUAAACUUAGAACACUUCAUUCCGUCUAUAUUAGAAUCAUUGAACAUCGACCCGAUCUCUAGCACAUCCCGCAUACUAUAUUCAGCAUUAGAUACUUCGACCAGAAGAGCCAGGACGAGAGUCCAAAAAGCUUUGGACCUUCUAGAAAAUCAUCAAUCAAGUGUUGGAGGACUAAUAGGAAGAGGGAUUUCAUUAUCUAAAUCUACUCAAGGAGAUAUCUUGUUCAGGUUAGACACAGCUAUACGUUUACUUGAACUUGCUCUUCAACAAAAAGAAGGAGAUUGUGGGGCAUUGAUAUCAUCAUUAACUAUUGCUUUACACCACGCGAAACGGUCUACACCUCAUUCAUCCUCUUCAAUACAUGAAAUCGACAAACUGAUCAUUCGAUAUGUCAGAUCAUUACAUGAAAGUCAAGUCAUACCCCAACUGUCGUCCGAGUCGAUCAUCCCUUUAUUCAGAUUGAUCCUUUCGGUCUUACCUUCAUCAGAAGCUUAUAUCCUAUCAAGGAAAAUCUACCAACACUCCCGAUCAACUACUCCUCUGUUCAAAUGGUCUUUCAAGAACUUAUACCUAUGGCAAAAGUUAUUUAGAUAUUCGCUUACCUCGCCGAAUCUGCACUUACAUUUCGCCUCUCGGCUUUACACCGACCUGCUGGCCGAUGGAUUAUCGAUUCGAAAACCAGAUAUGUUAUUGUUGAUCCGUUCGAUAGGUAUGAAAUCCAGUCCAUCGAGAGCAAUAUUGUUAGAAAGACAUAUAAAAGAUUAUCUAUGGUCCGGAAGCUAUGGCCAUUCCCUUUCACCGCUUGUGUUAGCUUUGACUCAAGGAUUAACACAUGGUGGAAUACAGGAUACGGACUUGGCGUUGAAUCUGACUGAAAGGCUGUUACAAGAUCAACCUAUCCCUCUUCAGGCACUGGAAACCCUGGUUCACAACUUGUCGAGAUCUACAAGAUCACAAGAUAGGAUCAGGGUAUUCCAACUUCUACAACAGGUCAGUAGGAAGGAAGAGAAAGCUAUUAGGAUCUAUAAUAUUGUUUUAUCAAAUCUCAUCAAAUCGUCUUCUUCUCAUCAGAGAGUUUCGAAUGAUGGAGAAGAGGGAAAUGCUAGGUUGAGUCAUCGAGAGACUUUAGGCUAUGCCAUAUACCUAUACAAGGAGAUGAUUUCCAAGGGGAUCAAACCUGACAAUAGGAUUAUAUCGAAUAUGGUUAGAGUGUUACUAGAUUCGGGUCAUUUGGAUUCGGCUUUGGAUGUAUUCAAAGCUUCGAUCGAUUCGUCUUCUACAGAGGAAAGAACGGGGUUCAGGAUAAAAUCGAAUGUCGUCGGAAAAUUGAUGGUCAAUCUUGUCAUGGCCAAUAGAACCACGGAGGCGAAUCAAGUAGAAUCAUCUUGGAGAAAAAUCAACGAGAAGUCGGAAGGAAAGGUCUGGGAUAAAGGUGUAAUCGGAGCUAGGAUAUUGAUUGAUAUAAAAGAUGGGAAAGAGGUUGAUAUGGAUCAAGUUAUGAGACAAACAGGUUGGAAAGGUAAAAAAGGAUUUCUGAAUUUUUUACAAAGUCUUAGACCACCUUCGUCAACUCCGCCUACUCUGACCCCUGCAUUGGGGAAAGACCGAGUGGACGUAGAGAAGAGAGAAGUAGUGAUGAAUCAUGAUGAUGGGAAUGAUAAAGGUGUAAGGUCCGCUUGGGAUCCGAAUAGAAGGAAUGAAAGAGAUAGCGUUAGGGUGGAUCUUUGCAUGUCAUCGGAAUUGGGUAUGAUAUAUCAUUAG
Molecule: messenger RNA, 2847 nt
Organism: Kwoniella botswanensis
Lineage: Eukaryota; Fungi; Basidiomycota; Tremellomycetes; Tremellales; Cryptococcaceae
Exons: 1
Coding region: 1-2847 (948 amino acids)
Molecular function (GO): protein binding
Source: RefSeq, a predicted model, not a curated record